Molecule: messenger RNA, 690 nt
Organism: Ixodes scapularis (black-legged tick)
Lineage: Eukaryota; Metazoa; Arthropoda; Arachnida; Ixodida; Ixodidae
Product: putative nuclease HARBI1
Exons: 3
Coding region: 1-690 (229 amino acids)
Source: RefSeq, a predicted model, not a curated record
AUGGCUGCCGCGUACGUCGUCUACCUGCUUCAGCAGCAGCGCGACGCGGAGCGGAAUCUACGGCAGCAACGUGUGUUCCGUACUCCUCGGACACUCGACACCAUCGCCGAUAACCAUCUGGCGAGGUACUACCGUCUCCCGAGGCCUGCCAUGGAGACACUCUGCGAGGCGCUCGCACCUGCGCUCCGCCGUCCGACGGCUCGGAACUGUGCGCUCCCCGUGGACGCCCAAGUACUACUGGCGCUUCGCUUCUAUGCAAGCGGCAGUUUUCAGUCGGUCGUGGGCGACGUGGGGAAUAUGAGCCAGACGAGUGCUUCGCGCAUUAUAAACUCGGUCAGCAGCGCGCUCUGCAACUUUGCUGAAAAAGGGAUCAAGUUCCCCGUGACUCCGCAGGCAGCAAUGCGUACUGCACGCGGCUUUGCGGAAAUCAAUGGAUUCCCCAAGGUGCUGGGGUGCAUCGACGGCACGCACAUCGCCCUCAAGAUUGCGAAGAAGGACCAGAACAUCUACCGAAACAGGAAAGGAUACGACUCCCUGAAUGUGCAAGCGGUCUGCAAUGCGUCGAACGAAGUCACACAGCUCACAGUGAAGUGGCCGGGGAGCACGCAUGACAGUUUUAUGUGGCGCAACUGCGACUUGUCGGAGAAGUUCGAGGCUGGGGGCAUGCCCGAUGGCUGGUUGCUGGAGUAA